AUGCCUAAGUGGGUAUUCCAAAGCACCAAUGGCGCCUUCACCAAGGAGGAUAAGCAAAAGCUAGCCAAGGGCAUGUCCAAAAUUUACGAGACCUUCGGGCUGCCCGCAUUCUACACCCACGUACACUUCAUCGAGUUCGGACCAGACGACUUCUGGUCCGGUGGAGAGCUUGCCGAGAAGUCUACGACCAUCUCAAUCUACCAUGCCGCAGCCAACGUCCGAAACAAAGAGGAGGGCGAGGCGUUCUUGAAAGCCCUCGAUGAUGUCGUCCGCCCGGUCCUGAAGCCCAAGGGUAUCAGGUGGGAGUCCAACAUCUAUGAGACUCCACGCGACUUUUGGAGGCUGCAGGGCAUGGCGCCUCCAGAUUUUGAUACCGAGUUGCACAAGAAAUGGGUCAAAGAGAAUACCUUUACCGAUGAGGAUGAGGAGCAACUACUGCGCGCGCAAGGCUACUUUGACGAAUCCCGCUGGCAGCUGCCAACGCACUAA
Messenger RNA from Diaporthe amygdali, 489 nucleotides. RefSeq lists its product as uncharacterized. Bases 1 to 489 code for a protein of 162 amino acids. The transcript has 2 exons. Lineage: Eukaryota; Fungi; Ascomycota; Sordariomycetes; Diaporthales; Diaporthaceae. The record is from RefSeq and is a predicted model, not a curated record.